AUGCCGCAGUGUAACUUGAUCGGAGAGAUUCUAGAAUAUUUCGGGGAUAUUUUCACGAACCUCGAACGGUUGGAUUUGGGGAAGAACAAGUUAUCAGGGAGCAUUCCGAGGAAUUUGUUCUCGUUGAGGAAGUUGAGGGUCUUGUACCUGUUCAGUAACAGAUUGUCGGGUGUGAUUCCUAGUGCUACGAUGCACUGUUUGGAAUUAAUCGAGCUUGAUUUUGCGAAGAAUAAUUUGACGGGUUCCAUACCCCCAGAGUGUGGAAAGUUAAAGAACUUGAGUACCUUGCACUUGUACGAAAAUCACUUGGUCGGUGAGAUUCCCGUAAGUUUAAGCCAAAUUCCUAGUCUCAUCUAUUUCAGGGUUUUCAGCAAUAACUUGAGUGGAACACUGCCUCCAGAACUAGGCUUGCAUUCCAAGCUUACAGUGUUUGAGGUUUCUGAGAACCAACUCAGUGGUGGGUUGCCGGAACAUUUAUGUGCAGGUGGUGCCCUUAUUGGUGUGGUUGCAUUUUCCAACAAUUUUAGUGGAGUUUUGCCUGAGUGGAUUGGGAAUUGUCCUUCUCUAGCCACUGCAAUCUACAACCUUUGUUCCAAAUGCUUGACAGACAGCGUCCAAAAUGGGGCUUACCUUUCCCCCAACUUGAAUCUUCUGUCAGCUUUUGGUUUAGCUGGAAGUUGUUUUUCGGAUAUCAUAUUGGGAGCUAAAUCAAAUGAGCUUGUUGGGUGGACAUGA
Vigna radiata var. radiata (mung bean) is the source of this 735-nucleotide messenger RNA. Its product is annotated as probably inactive leucine-rich repeat receptor-like protein kinase At2g25790. The record is from RefSeq and is a predicted model, not a curated record. Bases 1 to 735 code for a protein of 244 amino acids. The transcript has a single exon. NCBI's taxonomy places the organism in Eukaryota, Viridiplantae, Streptophyta, Magnoliopsida, Fabales, Fabaceae. Gene Ontology annotation, molecular function: protein binding.